AUGUUUGGAACAACCGGCGGUGUGGCUGUAAUGAACUUGGUGUUGCUGUUUUGUCUCUUCUUUUACAUCCGAAGCGUCAGCACAGUCGCCCCAGCCAAGGUAGGGUUAAAAUACGAUAAAUUAUUACAUUUGAAAUAUGAUUAAGACAAUCUUUGUUUCUUCUGGGGAAAAAACUUUCGAUUACCAGCUAUAAGAUGGCUAUAAUUUAUGUCAUCACAGUGUUCCUUCUUACUUCUCACAGUACUCUCCACGACGCAUCGCGAACAACGGAAGCUUCCUGACAUAUUUGUUAAAAAAUGCUUGAUACGAUAAGAGGGCAACCAGCUAUAAAUUCUUGGAAGAUUUCCACUUGAUUUAUUAAUUAACGAGGAAGACUUUCUUUGUUUACUUAGGGCGUGGAUUUUGCGUAUGUGGUCUGAGUGGUGUCAUCGUUGACCUUCAGUAUCUUCUUCUUAUUUUUUGGUUUUAUUCAUGUAUUCUUUAUUUUAUUUUUACCUAACUUAGGAAAAAGUGAGACUUUUUCCAUUUCGGAUUGUGACUCUUUUUCCGCGUCCUUGGUUAUCAGGGACCGCGGAGGGGGAGGGGCUGGUAGGGCCGCGGCCCCACCACUUUUUUGGGCCCCCGCCCCCACUUUUUGCAAAUCAAAUACUAUGAUUUUAUUCCUUUUUUCGAUUUUGAAUAUGAAAAAAUUAUUUUCAAUUGUCAGCCCUCCCACUUUUCACCUUGCUCUGCGGUCCCUUGUUAUUGAUGGAUGCGACUUGUUUCCCCUAACUUUUUUUUUUAAAAUCUAAAAACAACUUUUGCGACACUUUUUUUCACUGCUGGCUGGGUAUUUUAUAUACAUUCCUUAAAGGGCCAUCCUGGAAAAGGCGCAAUGAACAUUCAAACUAGAGGGAGUUGCGUGAUUUUUAUUUAAUAUAUGCGCGUCAAUCAGUUAUUUUAGAUUAGAUAACCAUACUUUUUUAUUUAACACACCCUCAUAUUUCGAGUGCCACGCAAUAUCUAGGCUGUGUUUUGCUUUCGUUUGGUCUUACAAAUUAUUUAUUUCACAGAAUCCCAGUUUGUGCGCGCAAAGAGCAACUGGACUUCCCGGACGAAAUGGUGUGAAUGGACAUAAUGGGUUACCAGGCCGUGACGGUCGAGAUGGUGCAAAGGGUGAGAAAGGCUUGCCAGGUCCAUCUGGGCCACGUGGUUUUAAAGGAGAAGCGGGUGAGAAGGGUGUGGCAGGGACACCUGGACCACGUGCUGUUAAAGGAGAAGCGGGUGAGAAGGGUGUGCCAGGUCCACCUGGACCACGUGGUAUUAAAGGAGAAGCGGGACCAGUUGGAAAGGUCGCUGCUGAACAAAGAAACUGGAAACAGUGUGCGUGGAAAAAGCAAGAAAACAAAGAUAUUGGCCUUAUUAAG
Molecule: messenger RNA, 1406 nt
Organism: Porites lobata
Lineage: Eukaryota; Metazoa; Cnidaria; Anthozoa; Scleractinia; Poritidae
Source: the annotation of a GenBank genome assembly